UCCUCUCAAAGUUAUGGAACGGAAAGAAAAGAUCAAAAACAAACACCUUUGAAAACUGAUAGAGAGAGAAAGUAAGUGAGAGAGAGAGAGAGAGAGAGAGAGAGAGAGAGAACAAGAACAGUGAGUGUAUUUUGUGUGUGUGUGUGUGUGUGUGAGAGAGAGAGAGAGAGAGAGAUCGAGGAGGAAAAACCCAGGAAAUCCAAAGCUUUUUUCUUUUGGGAUAUUUGGGUGGGGUUGAGAGAGAGAAAACAGAGAGAGACAGAGAGAGGGGAUUGGGGAUUGAAUUCUCUCGCUACUUUCUCUCUCUAAGAUAACCCCCAUUUGAUCAGAACCAGAACUCAGAACCUCUCAUUUUUUCUUGUACAGAAGGAAUUUCUAGAACCAUCCAGAUUACUGUACAAUCAGACACUCACUUCGGGGUUGUUCAUUAUAUCUUUUUUUUCUUCUUUUUCCAUCUGUGGUUUUGGUUUCUUUGGAAGAGGAAUCGUAGAAUCCGUACAAAUGGAACGGUACGGUCGGGCUACAACAGAAGGGUCGCAGUCCGAUCCGUCACCGGAAUGGACAGCUCCGGUAGCCGAUACAGGGCUCGAAGAGCCUGUGUGGCAGUUGGGCGUGGGCGGCGAGGAAUCGUACCCGGAACGGCCCAACGAGAACGAUUGUAUCUACUAUCUGAAGACUGGGUAUUGUGGGUAUGGCUCACGGUGUCGGUACAAUCAUCCCCGUGACCGUAGCGCGGUUAUGGGAGCAGCUAGAGCUGGUGGAGUGGAGUACCCUGAGCGAGUUGGACAGCCAGUGUGCCAGUAUUAUAUGAAAACAGGGACAUGCAAAUAUGGUGCUUCUUGUAAGUACCACCAUCCUAGGCAAGGAGGAGGUUCCAUUAGCUCUGUGACACUAAAUUAUUAUGGAUACCCAUUGCGGCCGGGUGAAAAAGAGUGUUCCUACUAUGUGAAAACUGGGCAGUGCAAGUUUGGUACGACAUGUAAAUUUCAUCAUCCACUGCAAGCUGGCGUACAACUUCCAGCCCCGUCACCUACACCUCAAGUUCAACCUGUACCUGCACCCACAUUAUACCCACCUGUGCAGUCUCCAUCCGGUUCCUCAUCACAACAGUAUGGGUUAGUAGUUGCAAGGCCUCCCUUGAUACAAGGACCAUAUGUCCAAAGCCCUUAUGGUACAGUACUGAUUCCACCAGGCAUGGUUCAAUUUCCAAGCUGGAACCCUUAUACGGCAUCUGUAAGCCCAUUACCAUCUCCUAGUACUCAACCGACUGUUGGUUCAGGGCCAAUUUAUGGAAUAACCCAACUAUCUCCUUCAGCAUCUGCAUAUACAGGAUCCUAUCAACCUCCUUUACCUUCUGUUGGUCCUUCAAGUGGUACCCAGAAAGAGCGCUUGUUUCCGGAAAGACCUGGUCAACAAGAAUGUCAGUAUUACCUGAAAACAGGAGAUUGUAAAUAUGGAUCCUCAUGUAGAUAUCAUCACCCCCCAGAAGUUAUAGCACCAAAAGCGACUGUUGUUCUUAGCCCCAUGGGUCUCCCUAUGCGUCCAGGUGCUCCACUUUGCACUCACUAUGCACAACGUGGAGUAUGCAAGUUUGGUCCUGCAUGCAAGUUUGACCACCCGAUGGAAUCAUUGAGUUACAGCCCAUCUGCAUCGUCUCUUACUGAUAUGCCAGUGGCACCAUACCCAGUAGGAUCCUCAAUUGGUACUCUUGCCCCAUCGUCCUCUUCUUCAGAAUUGCGUCCGGAACUUACUUCAGGAUCCAGUAAGGACUCCACUUCAGCCAGAAUGUCUUCAUCAAUGAGCACAACUAGUGGAUCAGUUGGUUCAACCUUUUCAAAGGGUGGUUCGGUUUCUCAUCUGAGUCUCCAACAGUCUGCUCAGAGCUCUGGCCCUUCAACUGGCAGCAAUAGCAGUAUUUCUGAGUCGCAUACUUCAAGCUAAGCCUUAGUCAAGCAAUUUCUUAUUCUUCUUUUUUGAUCAAAUUUCUCCAAUGAAAGCAUCAUAUUUUUUUGCAAAUCCUCAAAUAGAGGAUUCACAUUCUCACUUAUCACGGUUUCCUGAUUCAGGCCUAGUACACAUCAGCUCUUUUCAUCACUGUGUUCAUAUAAUAUCUAUAUCGGCCAUUCCUUUUAUCUUGAAUAAGCCAUGGCCAACCGUCAAAAAGAAAAAAAAAAAAAAAAGUUUAGUAAAACCAUAUAGCCUUCAAAUUUUCUCUUGAAUAACCAUGAAAUACUCAGCAGUUCCCUUAGACAAAAUCUGUGUCCCACUCUUCAAUCAAGGAGUUUGUUGUGUUCUCUCUGCUCAAGUCUUUUUCAAAAUGAAGAAGAUAAAGUUCCACGGUUAUCAUACUUUUACAGUAACCGUGUAUUCAUGUCUAUCCCUUUCGAUUUUUCUUCAAAUUUGGGAACCAGCUUUCAAUCCCAACUUAGGUAUUAUUUAAGUGCUUUUUUGGUCCAUGGUCCGUCGUGAAGAGAGAAGAAAAAGCAGUUCAGAGACCCCCCAAGGAGGCAUCAAAGAAAGAAAGAAAAGAAAAAAAGAAAAAAAAUGCUACUUUAUAUGUUUUAGAUACAAAAGUUUAUGUUAUGGCAAUUGAAAAUGCUUGACCUGGUUAUUGAUAAUUUUAUUAUGAAUACAAAAUAUAUGAAGAAGCUUGACUGUGCAAAUAAUUAUUUUUCUUCUCCUUUUUGUUUCCCCAUUUUAAUUUUAAGGGGGAUUGAUCUUUGUUACUCUGUGAUACAACAUUUCGGUAAUUAAACUUUUUGAAGGAAAUUCUGAAUUUGAUUUUUA
Ziziphus jujuba (common jujube) is the source of this 2787-nucleotide messenger RNA. RefSeq names its product zinc finger CCCH domain-containing protein 34. Bases 502 to 1941 code for a protein of 479 amino acids. NCBI's taxonomy places the organism in Eukaryota, Viridiplantae, Streptophyta, Magnoliopsida, Rosales, Rhamnaceae. The transcript has 7 exons. Gene Ontology annotation, molecular function: mRNA binding; metal ion binding. The record is from RefSeq and is a predicted model, not a curated record.